AUGACCAUAGAUCAAUCUACUCUAUAUUAUGUAUUGUCUGUAAAUGGUACAAUAAACACAAAUCUUACGAUCAUUAAUUUAAUUUAUAAUAAGUGUACAUCAUUAAAUCUUAGUUUUAUUUAUUAUAUACAUAUCUUUUCAUAUACAAAAUCAUAUUUCCUCACAAAUCAUAAAGCGCACAACCGCAAUUACUUUAAAAACGAGUUGGGCUACUGUGAACCUUUAACGGUGGAAUUUAUAGCGGGUCUAGUAACAAAAGAGGCUCGUCAAUUACUGGAUCCCCGUUUGCGGCCACGUCAUAAAGACUUACGUUUUGAUUUGUAUACACGAAAAAAUCCAUAUGAAAAACAAAUGUUAUACACCGGCCAACAGGAUUCAAUAUUAAAAUCCAAUUUUAAUGCUAAGUGGCCUACAAGAAUUUCCUUUCACGGUUGGAAUGGUCAAACAAAAACAUGCUCCAGUGCUGCCAUUAAAGAUGCAUAUUUAGCAAAAGGAGAUUUUAAUGUCAUACUCGUCGAUUGGAGUGAUUAUUCUUUGAACAUUAACUACGUGCGAGUUGUAAAUGAAAUUUUUGAAAUUGCCAAACAAUUCAACGAUUUUACUCGAUUUCUGUAUGAAACCACCAAUGUACCUUUCAAAGAUAUGUACUUAAUUGGUCAUAGUUAUGGUAGCCAUAUAGCGGGUAUAGCUGGCAAACUACUGAAACCAGAAAAAUAUGGUGUUAUAUAUGCUCUGGAUACAGCUGGACCUAUACAUUCCGUGCUCAAUGAAAAUUGGCGUUUGACAGCCUCAGAUGCCAUUUAUGUGGAAUCUAUACAAAGUGAUACUGGACUUUUUGGUUUUCGCAGUGCUAAUUUAGGUCAUGCCUCCUUCUUUCCCAACUGGGGUCUGGGUCAACCUCAUUGUCCGAAUGUAACCGUAAUGGAACCAGAUUUUACUUGUGAUCAUUUUGGUGCCCUGUAUUAUUUUGUUGAAUCAAUACGUCGUGAUAGAGCAUUUGGCGCCAUACAAUGUAAGAGUUAUGAAAGUAUUAUUAAUCAGAAAUGUAAUUGUGGUGCAGAUAAUAAAUAUUGUCCGGCUCAAGUGUAUAUGGGUGGAGAACCGGCUCAACCGAAGAGAGGUAUUUACUAUUUGAGUACACGUAAAGUGAGACCAUUUGGUUAUGGUGAUGUGUGUCGGAUAAAAAAGGCCAUACAGCCAACGAUUGUUAGAAUAACAAAUUAGUUAUUAAGUUAUGUAAGAAAUAUAAUUCUACUUUUAGGCUAUAAUGGAGAUCUCUUUUAAGAUAAUAAUUCUGAAUUAAAUGAAAUACUAUAAUAAUAAUAAUUUAAUUAUAUAUUAAUACAGAAAAAUUUGAUAAAUGUU
This is a messenger RNA of Lucilia cuprina (Australian sheep blowfly), 1365 nucleotides long. Its product is annotated as phospholipase A1 4-like. The transcript has 3 exons. Bases 1 to 1224 code for a protein of 407 amino acids. The record is from RefSeq and is a predicted model, not a curated record. Lineage: Eukaryota; Metazoa; Arthropoda; Insecta; Diptera; Calliphoridae. Gene Ontology annotation, molecular function: lipase activity. Gene Ontology annotation, biological process: lipid metabolic process.